Molecule: messenger RNA, 1857 nt
Organism: Chlamydomonas reinhardtii
Lineage: Eukaryota; Viridiplantae; Chlorophyta; Chlorophyceae; Chlamydomonadales; Chlamydomonadaceae
Exons: 4
Coding region: 116-1531 (471 amino acids)
Biological process (GO): axoneme assembly
Cellular component (GO): axonemal microtubule
Source: RefSeq, a predicted model, not a curated record
GAUUAUUAAUCAAUAGCAGCGUACAUACUCAGCUUUUCUACAAGCCUUACAAACAGUGGUGUUCAUUCGAUUUUUGCGAACUGGUCACCGGUCUUGUCAGCGAUCCACCAUCAAAAUGGCACAGGUGGCAGCUGUUAUUGUUGCUACGUCUACGGGUCGAACCUUGGCCGACGAGCUCAGCUCGCGAGGGUCGUAUACACACCUGAUUGAGGGUCCGGACGGGGUUCCAAAGGUGCUGCUGGGUGUGAACGGGCAACCCGUGCUCAACCACUGGCUGGCAGCCAUCAAAGCGGUUCCACGGCUAACGCCCAUUGAAGAAAAGGUUUUCAUCUUAUGCAAUGAAAACAACGUGGAGCACGUGCGCGCCUGGGCGGCCGACCCGCGCACCUCGCUGGGCGGCUUCCCGCUGGACAACGUACUUACCAAUGGCAGCGACGACUCGCUGGGCUUCGCCGGCGACCUGGCGGCGUUCCUGGCCGCCGCGCCGCCGGCUGCGCAGCUCAGUAGCGCCAGCCUGGUGGUGGUGGAGGGUGACGGCCUGGUGGGGCCGGGCUUUGGGCUGAGCCGCGUGGUGGAGCACACGGUGGUGCGGGGCAAGGACACGCUCACCUACAUGGCGGCGCCCGAAGGCAUGCCUCUGGAGGGGCAGGCGGUGCUGGGGCUGGAGGACGCGGCCAACGCAUACCAGACCGCCUCGCAGCGGGUGGAGGGACUGGACGCCGCCGCCAACGGCAUCGCCGACCCCAUGGCCUUCACGCCGGUGUUGGCGCCCGUGGCGGUGCUGCGGCCGGAGACGGUGGCGCGCGCAGCGGGCAGCGCGGGCGCGGGCCCCUCCCCCUACGGCACCUGCGGGCUGGGGUACAUGCUGGCUGGGCUGCGGCCGGGUGACGUGGCGCACCCGCCCAUGUACGCCAUGCCCGUGGACAGCUGCUUCCGGCUAGGGGACGCCUACAGCCUGCAGCUGGCCUCCAACUUUUUUGCCUACUACGCCACAGAAAAGGCGGGAGGCAAGGGCGAGGCGGCCAAGGCGCUGGAUGCGGCGCGGCGGCUGGCGCAGCUGAACGAGGCGCGCACUAUGGCCGGCGGCUCUUUGGCGGGUGCGGUCAAGUUGGUGCGGGAGGUGGAGUCGGCCCGGCCACCGGAGCCAUGCGUGGACGCCGCGCAGCGCAAGCUGUACAACGCCUUCUUCCAGAGCUGGCUGGCGGGCGACCGGCACCAUGACGUGGGCGCCACAGUGGGCCGCGGCGGCGUCUCGGCGGCGGGCGGUGGCGACGGUGCGGGGGCGGGGCUGCCGCUGCGAUUUGCGGACGUGACCACGCGCAAGCACAACCCCAAGCAGCAGCACCCCGUGUACCAGACCUCCAACUCCAUCUACGGCGCCAAGGCUCCCAGCCAGCUGGACAUGCCGCUCUCCUACAGCUCAUCCUCGCAGGCCUUCACCCGGGCCUUCCCCGUCACUGCAGCGAAGAAUAGCUGCAUGGUCACCUCCGUCACACGCAGCAAUGUGCACAAGGCGCUGGACGACUUCUGAGAGCGGGCAGGUGCAUUUGGUGACGAGCACGAGUGAAUGAAAGGGCAUGUGUACAUGAUAUGAUGGUCAUGGUAGCUGGUAAAUCCUGCAUCCUGAGAAAGGUGAUGCUGUAGCUUUCGAGGAUGCGCUGGGAGAGCCUCUCGAGGUGGCCGUUGUGGCAGCCCGCAUCGAGUGGGGACUGGGGAAGUGCGGGAGGGUGGUGUAAUGGUGCUGAAUUUCCGUAUUCAGCACAACUGUAUAUAGGUAGCUUACAGCGGCUUCCUUCUGAUACAGACUGAAUGGCAAAUGUGAAGACUUCACUGCCACUACUGUAACCAUUUGGCAUU